Messenger RNA from Alnus glutinosa, 3113 nucleotides. Its product is annotated as subtilisin-like protease SBT2.2. Gene Ontology annotation, biological process: proteolysis. The transcript has 10 exons. Gene Ontology annotation, molecular function: serine-type endopeptidase activity. The coding region runs from base 393 to 2930 and encodes 845 amino acids. The record is from RefSeq and is a predicted model, not a curated record. Lineage: Eukaryota; Viridiplantae; Streptophyta; Magnoliopsida; Fagales; Betulaceae.
CUUCUACUUCCCUUUUAUUUUCUCUCUCUCUCUCUCUCUCUCUCUCCCCAAAGUGAGCGAGAAGGGCUUCUUUCCAACCAAAAAGAGCCUGCUUUCUCUGCAACUUCGCUUCUUAUAAGUGGAACCUCAGUGGGCUGCUUGCACUUUCUCUUACUAAUGCUCACGUUGUAGAAAAGGGUCUCUGGUUUAGCAGGUUUUCUUCACUCCACUACACAUACAUAUAUUUUUUAAAAUAAUUUUUUAGAGACUUGAAGAGAGUGAGAGAGCCUGUGCUCCGAAAAUGGGAGGUAUGGGUUGCUGAAGAUUUGUGCUCAAAGUGUUCCUGUUCGGUUGGGGGGAAGGGUUUAUUUCCUGGGAAUUUAAAUUUUCCUUUAACUACUAUUCAUUCUCGUAUGGAUAGCAUUUAUUGGGCGCAUUUAGCGGUGGUACUUUGCUUGGGGAUGUUCGUGAAGAGUUGGUGUCAGGGUGAAUCGGAUGCAAAUUUCACAGCUGUGUAUAUUGUUACUUUGCGACAAGCUCCUUCUGCUCAUUACUAUGGUGGUGAGUUGACAAGGGACAGUACCGGUUUCAAACAUGCUUCGUCUGGAAGAUUGAAUAUUCACAAACCAAGAAAUAAUUCAAAGAUAGGUUGGAGGUUUAGUUCUCAUAUUGCUCGAGUUCAUGAUUCAUUAUUGAGGCGGGUGUUAAGGGGGGAGCAAUAUCUCAAGCUGUACAGCUACCACUACUUGGUUAAUGGAUUUGCUGUUCUUGUUACCCCACAGCAGGCGGACAAGCUUUCAAGGAGGAGAGAAGUGGCAAAUGUGGUUUUGGAUUUCUCCGUUAGAACUGCAACCACCCAUACUCCACAGUUCUUGGGCCUACCACAUGGGGCAUGGAUUGAAGAAGGUGGUUUUGAAUCUGCUGGAGAAGGAAUUGUGAUAGGGUUUAUCGAUACUGGCAUUGAUCCGACACACCCCAGCUUUGCUGAUGAUGUAUCUGAACAUCCAUAUCCUGUUCCAGCUCAUUUUUCUGGCAUCUGUGAGGUUACUCGGGACUUUCCAUCUGGAUCAUGCAACAGAAAACUUAUUGGCGCCCGCCAUUUUGCAGCAUCUGCUAUAACCAGAGGAAUUUUCAAUUCAACUCAGGACUAUGCUUCACCAUUUGAUGGUGAUGGCCAUGGCACGCACACGGCUUCUAUUGCUGCAGGAAACCACGGGAUUCCAGUGGUAGUUGCUGGGCAUCACUUUGGAAAUGCAAGUGGAAUGGCUCCUCGUUCACACAUUGCUGUUUACAAGGCAUUGUACAAGAGCUUUGGAGGCUUUGCUGCGGAUGUAGUUGCUGCCAUAGACCAGGCAGCCCAGGAUGGGGUUGACAUAAUAAGCUUAUCGAUCACCCCCAAUCGGCGUCCUCCUGGUAUCGCAACAUUUUUUAAUCCCAUAGAUAUGUCGUUGCUAUCCGCUGUAAAGGCUGGUAUUUUUGUUGUGCAAGCAGCUGGCAAUACUGGACCAGCACCUAAGAGCAUGUCUUCCUUCAGUCCAUGGAUCUUUACUGUUGGUGCUGCAUCGCAUGACAGAGUAUACAGUAACUCUAUAGUCCUUGGCAACAACUUAUCCAUUCCUGGAGUUGGGCUUGCGCCGGGAACAGAUAAAGACGCAAUGUAUACACUGAUUUCUGCAAUUCAUGCUUUGAACAAUGAGACAGUGGUUGCCAAUGAUAUGUAUGUGGGUGAAUGCCAAGACUCCAGUAGCUUUAAUCAGGAUCUCGUCCAAGGGAACCUCUUGAUCUGUAGCUAUUCAAUACGAUUUGUGCUUGGGCUCUCAACUAUCAAACAGGCCCUACAAACAGCCAAAAACCUCAGUGCAGCUGGUGUUGUGUUCUACAUGGAUCCUUUUGUAAUUGGUUUUCAGCUUAAUCCAGUUCCAAUGAAAAUGGCUGGCAUCAUAAUACCAUCCCCAGAUGAUUCCAAGAUUUUACUCAAAUACUACAAUUCUUCUUUGGAGAGGGAUGAGCUGACAAAGAAAAUCAUUAAAUAUGGAGCAGUUGCAAGCAUCUGUGGAGGAUUAAAAGCGAACUACAGUAAUUCUGCUCCAAAGGUUAUGUAUUACUCUGCUAGAGGACCAGAUCCGGAAGACAAUUUUCUUGAUGAUGCUGACAUAAUGAAACCCAACUUGGUAGCUCCUGGAAAUUUCAUAUGGUCUGCUUGGAGUUCUCUUGGCACUGACUCAGUUGAAUUCCUAGGCGAGAACUUUGCAAUGAUGUCUGGGACAAGCAUGGCUGCUCCUCACGUUGCUGGGCUUGCAGCACUUAUUAAGCAAAAGUUCCCGAGUUUCAGUCCUUCAGCCAUUGCAUCUGCCCUUUCCACCACUGCUUCUCUAUAUGAAAAGACCGGUGGACCAAUAAUGGCUCAGCGUGCCUAUGCCAACCCAGAUCUAAACCAGUCUCCAGCAACACCCUUUGACAUGGGCAGUGGUUUUGUGAAUGCAACUGCAGCGUUGAAUGCGGGUUUGAUUUUUGAUUCCAGUUAUGAUGAGUAUAUGCAGUUUCUUUGUGGCAUUAAUGGAUCUGCUGCUGUGGUUUUGAAUUACACUGGCCAAAACUGUUGGGUUUAUAAUUCUACUAUCAGUGGUGCUGACCUGAACUUGCCCUCAAUCACCAUAGCAAAACUGAACCAGUCUAAGACUAUACAAAGGUCGGUUACCAACAUUGGUGGGAAUGAGACUUACAGUGUUGGUUGGAGUGCUCCAUAUGGGGUGUCUGUGAAGGUGAUCCCUGCGCGCUUCUCUAUUGGCAGUGGGGAGAGACAGGUGUUGAGUGUAUACCUCAAUGCAACUGUGAGUACUUCUGUUGCCAGCUUUGGGAGAAUUGGACUCUUUGGAAAUCAAGGUCAUAUUCUCAACCUUCCUCUCUCAGUCCUCGUAAAAAUCUCAUAUAAUAACACCCCUAAUGCCUGAGGCCUUUUUGGCUCUGUUUCAUAUUUUCUUUUUCCUACCCUUUACUCUGCUUUGCAGGAUGUGUUAACCAAUUUUUUCAUUCAUUAUCAUGUAAAUGACUAAGCGUCUUUUGCUAAUAUAUAGAUGCAAUGAUUGAAUGAUAAGCAGGACUUUUGCUAAUAUAAUGAGAUUGUAUUUUGUAAA